This is a messenger RNA of Micropterus salmoides (largemouth bass), 1878 nucleotides long. Its product is annotated as keratin, type II cytoskeletal 8-like. The transcript is spliced from 9 exons. Gene Ontology annotation, cellular component: keratin filament. NCBI's taxonomy places the organism in Eukaryota, Metazoa, Chordata, Actinopteri, Centrarchiformes, Centrarchidae. The coding region runs from base 16 to 1410 and encodes 464 amino acids. Gene Ontology annotation, molecular function: structural constituent of skin epidermis. The record is from RefSeq and is a predicted model, not a curated record. Gene Ontology annotation, biological process: keratinization; intermediate filament organization.
UUACCUGCAAACACAAUGAGGAAAGCAUACUCUGUCACAAGCUCUGGCAGCAGCACCAGGAGGACUUUUGCAGGACCAGGAAGCAGCUACUCCGUCAAAAGAACCAGUUACGGUGGUGUUGGCUCUAGUGCUGGUGCUAGUUUUAGUAUGUCUGCAAUGGGUGGUGGUUCUGGCUCUAGUUAUGGCUUUUCUUCUAGCCAAACAUCAGGCGGUUUUGUGCCCCCACCGAUCACAGCUGUCCAAGUAAACCAGAGCCUGCUGGCCCCCCUGAACCUGGAGAUUGACCCCACCAUCCAGGCUGUCCGCACCCAGGAGAAGGAGCAGAUCAAGACCCUGAACAACCGCUUUGCUUCCUUCAUCGACAAGGUCCGUUUCCUGGAGCAGCAGAACAAGAUGCUGGAGACCAAAUGGAGCCUCCUGCAGGACCAGACCACCACCCGCUCCAACAUCGAGGGCAUGUUUGAGGCCUACAUUGCCAACCUGCGCAGACAGCUUGACGGGCUGGGCAAUGAGAAGGGCAAGCUGGAGGGAGAGCUGAGGAACAUGCAGGGUCUGGUUGAGGACUUCAAGAGAAAGUAUGAAGAUGAAAUCACCAAACGUGCUGCUGCAGAGAACGAAUUUGUGUUCCUGAAGAAGGAUGUUGAUGCUGCCUACAUGAACAAGGUGGAGCUGGAAGCCAAGGCCGAUGCUCUUCAGGAUGAGAUCAACUUCCUCAGGGCCGUCUAUGAGGCUGAGCUUCGUGAGCUGCAGGGCCAGAUCAAGGACACCUCUGUCAUCGUGGAGAUGGACAACAGCCGUAACUUGGACAUGGACGCCAUUGUGGCUGAAGUGCGUGCUCAGUACGAGGACAUUGCCAACCGCAGCAAGGCUGAAGCAGAGACCUGGUACAAACAGAAGUUCGAGGAGAUGCAGAGCUCUGCCGGACAAUAUGGUGAUGACCUGCGCACAACCAAGGCUGAGAUUGCUGAGCUGAACCGCAUGAUCUCCCGUCUUCAGAAUGAGAUUGAGGCUGUCAAGGGACAGAGGGCCAACCUUGAGGCUCAGAUUGCAGAAGCUGAGGAGCGUGGUGAGCUGGCAGUGAAGGAUGCCAAGCUCCGCAUCAAGGACCUGGAGGAUGCUCUGCAGAGAGCCAAGCAGGACAUGGCCCGCCAGGUGCGCGAAUACCAGGAGCUGAUGAAUGUCAAGCUGGCUCUGGACAUCGAAAUCGCCACCUAUAGGAAACUGCUGGAAGGAGAGGAGACCAGACUGGCCAGUGGAGGCUCCAGUGCAACCAUCCAUGUGCAGCAGACCUCUGGAGGUGGUGGAUUCUCCAGCUCAAGCUCCAGUGGGGGAUUCAGCUAUGGUGGUGGUUAUGGCAGUGCUCUUACCAAGUCCACAGUCUCAACCACCAGUUCCAGGAGAGUCUAUUAAAAAGAUAACCUGUCCUUCUUCCUGUUCCACUCUUAAAUUUGAUCUGUACCCUUUCAUGGUGAUACACUAUACUGUUUCUUAAUGUACAAGAAAAGGGUCAGGAAAAAGAAAGUUUUGAUGGAUCCUUAAAACUAAGCAAGGAAAGCAUUUGAAAAUCUCUAUCUUGACAACUUCGACUUUUUGUACUGUAUCUGACAAGGGUAGGAUGUUUUCAGUUGACAUAUUCACUCCUACAUUUGAGCACUGAUUAGUAAGUGGAAGAAGAAGUCAAGUAACUUUGAACUGAUUGGCUUCUGGCUUGUUCUUUUUCCUGUCAGAUAUUUCCCUGCUUAGUUUUGCCUUAUUUUGCCUUCAAGAUAAAACUAUGUUGAAACCAGAUUUAUUUUGUUAAAGUCUUUUUAUCAACAUGACUGAUGAAUGUUGCAACACAUCAAAUACAUCUAAAUAAAGUAAAUCUGAGAACUAAAA